Paramecium octaurelia is the source of this 458-nucleotide messenger RNA. The record is from the annotation of a GenBank genome assembly. NCBI's taxonomy places the organism in Eukaryota, Ciliophora, Oligohymenophorea, Peniculida, Parameciidae.
AUGAUCAAUACAAAUGUUUAGUUAUAAUAAUUCCAAAAGGAUGUAGUAUUAUAAAAUUUCAAUAUUUAUUUAACAAAGAAAUUGAAAUAAAUAUUUACUCUCAAAUAAUAGGUAAUCUAUAAUUUUAUUUGUUUAGAAUGAUUAUUAAGUAAAUCAAAAGAUAAAAGAGAUGAAUUUAAUCAAAAUUUAUAUCCACCUUUUAGCAUAAAUGAUUCUGUUAUUAUUAGGUGAUAGAAUCAUUGACUUUCCCUCUCAUGUUUUUGUUCUUCUCAAUCUGCAGACUGAUCCUCAUUUUAUAUAGAUGUUUCAGAGCAUCUAGUUAUCUGCUAAAUAGUCUCAUACACGAUGGACAAACCUAUCUACCAUGCCUCUACCUUCAUAUCUUUUUUCAUUCUUGAUUAUUUCCUCUUGCAACUAGUAAUCUUAUAUUUUAUCUUAGGAAGCUAAAAAAGGGAUGA